AUGAACCAGGUGUCUAAUUCAACGGUUGUGGCAGAGACGGUCGCCAUCAGCAACACAGUCGAGAAUGACUCUAUGCAGUUGGCAACUGACGAAGCAGCGGCAGCAGUAAAUGGCUACACUGUCUUUAUCCCUAAUUUUACAGAACCGUGCACCCUGAUCAGUUCCACUGGCGACAGAUACAACGAUACCAUACAGCAUAGCCUGAUGAAGGACGCAGCCAUCAUUCAACAAAAGGUCGAUACAGAACAGCAAUCCGCCAACAACAGCUUUUUCCGUAAUGUUAAAUGGUCUCCAGAUGGAUCGUGCCUAUUAACAAACAGUGCAGAUGAUGUAUUGCGCCUAUUUCAACUGCCGGAAAAUGUGUAUCAAGACAGUGAGCAUGGCAACUCUGUCUUGCCAAUGUCGCCUACUUUGGGGAUACGUGAGGGAGAAUCGGUAUAUGACUUUGCUUGGUUUCCAUUGAUGAAUGCUCAAGACCCAUCCACAUGCUGCUUCAUCACAUCUGUGCGAGAUCAUCCCAUCCAAUUGUGGGAUUACACUGGAUCCGUACGAGCAUCCUAUCGAGCCAUUGAUCACUGCGAGCGAUUCAUAGGCCCUAAUGCGCUUGCAUUCAAUUUAGAUGGAUCCAAGAUUUACGGUGGCUAUGAAAACAUGGUCGAGAUAUUUGAUGUGCAAACAGGCGAGAGCACCAAACACCCUACUAUUCCAAAACGAAAAUCGAGAAAGGGACAAAAGGGCAUCAUUUCAUGCCUCGAUUUCAGCACUGAUGGACUUUACGCCGCGGGAUCUUACAGUCAGUCUAUUGGCAUCUACGACCAACUCAACAAUGAACUUUGCUUGAAGCUGACAGGAUUUGAAGGAGGAGCCACGCAAGUACAGUUUUCAAAAGAUGGGCUGUACCUGUAUUCAGCAUCCAGACACAGCAACAGCAUCCUAUGUUGGGAUAUCCGAGAUUCAGCCAAUAUAUUGUUUGAACUGCCUCGUCCCGGCAAGACAAAUCAGCGUAUGCAGUUUGAUGUGGAUGCUACGGGGAAAUACCUCAUGACAGGCGAUACAGAGGGCAAUACACUGAUAUACGAUCUAUCUACAACAGCUACGGAGGACACCGAGACCAAACAACGUCUUGUUACAUCAUUCAAAGCGCAUGACGACAUCACUUCAUGCGCAACAUUUAACCCCGUGUAUCCUGUGAUGGCUACAUGUUCUGGUCAGCGCAAAUUCAGAUUACCCUGUCAAGAAAGCGAUAGUGAAGAGGAAGACGAUCAAGACACCAUCAUAGACAACACGCUUAAAACAUGGAGAGUGCAUGGCCAAUACGAAUGGUUUCCAUACGACACUACGCCCUUGGCUGUUGAGGAACCACAGCAAAUUGUUUAA
Molecule: messenger RNA, 1377 nt
Organism: Mucor velutinosus
Lineage: Eukaryota; Fungi; Mucoromycota; Mucoromycetes; Mucorales; Mucoraceae
Exons: 6
Coding region: 1-1377 (458 amino acids)
Molecular function (GO): protein binding
Source: RefSeq, a predicted model, not a curated record